Messenger RNA from Mytilus californianus (California mussel), 1116 nucleotides. Its product is annotated as centromere protein O-like. The record is from RefSeq and is a predicted model, not a curated record. Gene Ontology annotation, cellular component: Mis6-Sim4 complex; kinetochore. NCBI's taxonomy places the organism in Eukaryota, Metazoa, Mollusca, Bivalvia, Mytilida, Mytilidae. The coding region runs from base 104 to 1048 and encodes 314 amino acids. The transcript is spliced from 6 exons.
UUCUUCAUUUUUGUUGAGCCUGCGAUUAACACCAAAAGUAGGCGAGACACUGGGUUCCGCGGAACCCUUACGAAUUUUUUUGUAUUGCUAUGAGUUACAAUUUAUGACAAAAAUCAGCAAAGACCCAUCGAAACAACAUCUGAUACACAAAUUUAAUAAUACUUUUAGAUAUUUGGAUGAUAUUUUGGCUCUCAGUAAUGACGACUUCAAAAUGGACUUCCUAGAAGUAUUAGAAGCCAACAAUCAGAGUAGAAACACAUCAGUCCAGGAUAACACACAACUAACAGUACAAAGAUUAGUGAAGUUAAGAAGACAAAGAGAUGCUCUCAAAAUUCAGUUACAGACUGUAGAAACUAUGAUUUCAGAAAACAAUGUGUCAUUGGGAGAAGAUACUCCAGAGAGAGAUACAGAGGAAUUAACUGAUGUAAAAAGUCAUCAUCGUGAAUUGUCUACCUUGAUGGAUUGUUACAGAUUAACAGGAUUUUCAGUGUUUUCUGUUGACAAUACCAACAUUAUAUUCAGUUAUGACACAUCACACAAAGGCAUUUGUCACGAGACAUUUUACUUAGAAAUUCAGGAUUUGGAAAAUGAGAAUUUCAAGGUGAUGAGACAUUCUUUUCCUGGUUUUAUUCCUGUCUUGGAUUUGGAAGAAACAUUACUGAAGGUAGACCCUAGACAGUUUCUGCUUAAGCUCAAUGAUUACUUGUUUGCAUUUAUAACUAGAAGAGAAGAGGCAAAAAUUGUACAGGGAAAAUUAAAUGUAGAUUACACUGAACCUGUUGACUUUAUUGAAAUAAAGAUAGGAAAUUCUUCAGAUAUACUUCAGCUAGAAUUCCAGUUAACAUACACUGAUCUACUUCACACAAUGCCAUCAAAGACUAGAUUAACUGUAAUUGUUAAUGAUGAUUCUGAAGGCCAUGGUGUAAAGCCAAAGGAAAAACUUGUCAAAGAAUGGAAAAACAAUUUACAAACAGAACUGCUGACAGAUGCAGUUUUUAAUAUUAUGAAGGAUUACAAAAAUCUCACAUCUUACCAUUUUGAUAAAUAGAAAUAUAUCCAAGCUUUAAAGGGGCAUUAGCUCCGAGAUGUAAAAAAUAUUAAAAUAUGAUUUUUUUU